UUUCUUCCAUUCUUCUCUCUCUCUACCUUUCUCUCCCAUACUCUCCCUCUUUCUACAUUUUUGCAGAAAAUAAAACAAUAAAAGUUAACGCGUAAAUAUGAAGAAAAGCCCGAGCAACUCUUCGCAGGAUGUGGAGGUUCGAAAAGGGCCAUGGACAAUGGAAGAAGACUUGAUUCUCAUAAAUUACAUCUCAAAUCAUGGUGAAGGUGUUUGGAACACUCUUGCUAGAUCUGCAGGGUUGAAAAGAACCGGAAAAAGUUGCCGGCUUAGGUGGUUGAACUAUCUCAGGCCGGAUGUAAGGAGGGGCAAUAUUACACCGGAAGAACAACUCUUGAUCAUGGAGCUUCAUGCUAAAUGGGGAAACAGAUGGUCCAAAAUAGCAAAACAUCUUCCGGGAAGAACAGAUAAUGAAAUAAAGAAUUACUGGAGGACAAGGAUUCAAAAGCAUAUCAAACAAGCAGGAUCCUUUAGUGGCCAAAAAUCUUCCAAGCAUACCGAUCAAGCCACCACGAGCACAACCCAAACAUUCAAUGCCAUAAAUCCAAUGCAAACUUACUCUCCACCAUACGACAAUUUUCAGAAUUUUUCAGGUCCAUUUCCAACCGAAACAAAUGAGAACAUGUGGAGUAUGGAGGAUUUAUGGUCCAUGCAGUUAUUAAAUAGCGACUAGAUCAUUUUACAUCAUACAUACAUGAGUCUUAUAGAUCUAUAUAGCCAAUAUCAUAAAGUUAUUUUUAUUUUACCGUUUGCUUUUUAUUGAUAGUAUUUUGUGAUAAAAAUAAGACCAUAUGCAAUGUUGCUAUAAUCAAAAUUCUCAUAGCGUUGUAUCUAUUUUGUCCAUACAAUUACUCAUACAUUUUAUAUAAAGUUGUAUUAGCAAU
Helianthus annuus (common sunflower) is the source of this 881-nucleotide messenger RNA. RefSeq names its product myb-related protein 340. Gene Ontology annotation, biological process: regulation of DNA-templated transcription. The transcript is spliced from 3 exons. Gene Ontology annotation, molecular function: sequence-specific DNA binding; DNA-binding transcription factor activity. Lineage: Eukaryota; Viridiplantae; Streptophyta; Magnoliopsida; Asterales; Asteraceae. Gene Ontology annotation, cellular component: nucleus. Bases 98 to 670 code for a protein of 190 amino acids. The record is from RefSeq and is a predicted model, not a curated record.